AUGAUUUUGUCAGAGUUUGAAAUCAACUUUGUCCCGCAAAAAAAAGCAAUAAAAGGACAAGCAUUGGUUGAUUUUCUGGCAGCGCACCCAAUUCUAGACAAUAUGGAGAUGUAUGAAGAUCUUCCAGACGAGGAGGUUUCCACAAUUGAAACCUCAUCUUGGCAACUUUACUUUGAUGGGGCAGCAAAGAAGUGUGCGGCAGGUUCUGGCAUUGUCUUUGUGACACCUUCUAGAGGGCUGAUACCUUACUUUUUUCACAUUUUGGCUAUAUGUACCAAUAAUGUAGCAGAAUAUGAAGCGUUAAUAAUCGGUCUUGAAAUUGCACUUGUAAUGCAAAUGCAAUCAUUGGAGGUAUAUGGUGAUUCUCUUUUGAUUACCAAACAAAUUAAUGGUGAAUUUGUAGUCAAGCAUGAGGCUUUCAUUCCUUAUCGUGAGAAGGCUAAGCAUUUGAUUGCUCAAUUCCAAAUUAUCACGUUAAAUCAUGUCCCUAGGUCAAAAAUGGCAAAGCUGAUGCUUUAG
This is a messenger RNA of Humulus lupulus (European hop), 519 nucleotides long. RefSeq lists its product as uncharacterized. Bases 1 to 519 code for a protein of 172 amino acids. The transcript has a single exon. NCBI's taxonomy places the organism in Eukaryota, Viridiplantae, Streptophyta, Magnoliopsida, Rosales, Cannabaceae. The record is from RefSeq and is a predicted model, not a curated record. Gene Ontology annotation, molecular function: nucleic acid binding; RNA-DNA hybrid ribonuclease activity.